Emiliania huxleyi CCMP1516 is the source of this 1356-nucleotide messenger RNA. RefSeq lists its product as hypothetical. Bases 1 to 1356 code for a protein of 451 amino acids. Gene Ontology annotation, cellular component: membrane. NCBI's taxonomy places the organism in Eukaryota, Haptophyta, Isochrysidales, Noelaerhabdaceae. Gene Ontology annotation, molecular function: fluoride transmembrane transporter activity. The transcript has a single exon. Gene Ontology annotation, biological process: fluoride transmembrane transport. The record is from RefSeq and is a predicted model, not a curated record.
AUGCGACUUAGCGCGGUCACCGCGGUCGGGCGGCACCUCAAAGUGGAAUCCGCAGAUGCUCCACCGCCGCUUCCGACAAGCACCACCACGAGUACGCCCGAGUUGCCAGCCGAGGCGGAGGCGAAGCUCGAGUUUCCAACCGAGGCGGAGGUGCAGCUCGAGGUGGGCGGACCCAUCGAUUCCAAGAAGAGUCUCGUCGAGGAGCACGCCGCGGACCACCACUGCGAGUGGGUCGACGCCACCCUCUCCCUCGUGCUCUUUGGGAAGCUCGGGGUGGCGUCGCGCUUCUUCAUCUCCCGGGCUUUCCUCGGCGGGCGCCACUUUGACGACGCCACCCCCUUAUUCGUCGCGCUGCCUGCGAACAUCAUCGGCACCUUCCUCCUCGGCCUACUUUGCCCCGGCGCGGCGGCGGCGCGCCUGCUGCCCGCCGAGGCGGACGAUCGGCGGCGGCACAUCGGCGCCGCCGGCCUCGCUGGCCGGCCAGCGGCCCGCGUCAACGCCGCCAUCCUCCUCGGGCUGCGGACCGGCUUCUGCGGCUGCCUCACCACCUUCAGCUCGUGGAACCAGGCGAUGGUGCAGCUUGUGGCGGCCGAGAAGGACGGCGUCAUCAUAAUGGGCCUCAAAGGUGCACUGCUGGGCUACGCGAUUGGCCUCUUGCUUCCCAUCGUCGCGCUGCACCUCGGCCAGGCCGCUGCGCUGUACGCUGGCCUGCGGCUGACGCCGCGCGGCCGCUCCUCGCACGGGGCUGACCCCUCGCAGGCUGCAGCCGGAGGUUGCUCGGCGUCAACGGCCGCGUGGUGGCGGUGCGGCGCCGCGCUGGCGCUGCUGCUCGCAGUGGCGGCCGAGCUGGGCGUGGGGCUGUCGCUCAUUCCGGGGAUGGACGGAUGGGCCGACGAGCUGACGCGGCGGUUCUUCCUCGGGCUCCUGUUUGCGCCUGCGGGCGUGCUCCUGCGGCGGGGACUCGCCCUCAAGCUGAACGCGCGCUGCCCGCCCUUCCCCCUCGGCACCUUUUCGGGCAACGUGCUCUCCUGCGCCGUCAUGGCGCUCCUGUACGAGGCGAUCGACGACGACGACGACGACGCGCCCCACUUUGCGCUCGUCGCCCGAGCCGUCGGCCUCGGCUUCUGCGGCUCGCUCUCCACCGUCUCCACGUUUGCCGACGAGGUGAGCGAGCGGCUCCGCCCCUCCGCUGCGACCAAGGGCGAGUGCACGUGUGCCGGCGUGCUGUACGCCCUCGCCUCCCUCGCGUGCACCUUUGGCGUCGGCUUCCUCGCGUACGCGCUCACGCAGCGCUGCGACGAGCUCGACCGCUUCUGCCACACGGGCGGGGCGGACGCGCUGCGCUGGCUGGGCUGA